Trichomonas vaginalis G3 is the source of this 564-nucleotide messenger RNA. RefSeq lists its product as uncharacterized. NCBI's taxonomy places the organism in Eukaryota, Parabasalia, Trichomonadida, Trichomonadidae. Bases 1 to 564 code for a protein of 187 amino acids. The record is from RefSeq and is a predicted model, not a curated record. The transcript has a single exon.
AUGGAUGAAAGACAAGAGAUUCUUAUCAAUACGGCUCUUGAAUCAUCCGAAGUCAAUUGUAGUUGUACAGAAUGUACUUAUUCAAAUGCAAUCCUUAAACAACAAAUCCGUAAAUAUCAAGCACUUCUUUUAACAAAUGAAGUUGAAGUUUUUGAGAAAGAACUCGAAAAUUCAUCGAAAGAAGAAAUAUUUCUUGCAUCACGUGAUAAACUUGUUGAAGAUAUCAUCCGAAAAAGUAAUAACGAAAUCUACGAUUUCGAAACUUCCCACGAAAAACAAAUUACAGAACUUAAUUACGAUAUUUUCGAUUGGGACCAAAAGAAUUCAUCAUUACAGAAACACAAAGAACAACUUUUAAGUACUCUUUCUACUCCAAUUCCAAAGUUUGAUAAAAAAAGUCUUUCAGAGUAUUCAGCACUUGAAACUCGUAUUUGUGAUCUUAAAGAAGAAAUCGAAAAGAAAAAAACACAGUUAAAAAUAGCACCAACAAAUCUUCUGGGUUUUACAAUUGUUGAUGUUGUUCAAAACGAAAAUUCUAAGACCUCGAAACGAACUAAGAAAUGA